This is a messenger RNA of Gymnodraco acuticeps, 2941 nucleotides long. It is a transcript of the gene skor1b, whose product is annotated as SKI family transcriptional corepressor 1b. Bases 251 to 2479 code for a protein of 742 amino acids. Gene Ontology annotation, cellular component: transcription regulator complex; nucleus. Gene Ontology annotation, biological process: negative regulation of transcription by RNA polymerase II; negative regulation of BMP signaling pathway. NCBI's taxonomy places the organism in Eukaryota, Metazoa, Chordata, Actinopteri, Perciformes, Bathydraconidae. Gene Ontology annotation, molecular function: RNA polymerase II cis-regulatory region sequence-specific DNA binding; SMAD binding; DNA-binding transcription factor activity, RNA polymerase II-specific. The transcript has 8 exons. The record is from RefSeq and is a predicted model, not a curated record.
UCUGCCUGCCAUGUGCACACUGCUGCUGCUGCAACACAGACUGUAUGCACACACCGAUCGCGGAGCAGAGAGAGGAGGACAGCGAGCAGGUGGGAGGCGGUGCUGCACGGACAACUGCGUCCCACUCCUAAAGAAAGCAUCUUUACAUCCAUCAGAGAGUAUACUUCUCAUCUCUCUGACCUCCACUUGAUCACAGCUUUCUAAAUAACGACAUAGGGGAGCUGCGUGAACAUUUAAGCUGCCUUCAAGGAUGGACUCCAUACCUGCUGGACGAGACUCCAGCUCCUCGCCAACCUCGAAACAAGAACUUUCCUACUCCAAGAACCUGAAGCCCAACCAGGUGGGACAUACGGUGCUGUACGGAGUACCGAUCGUGUCUUUGGUGAUAGAUGGCCAGGAGAGACUAUGCCUCGCACAGAUAUCCAACACGCUGUUGAAGACUUACAGCUAUAACGAGAUACACAACCGGCGCGUGGCACUGGGCAUCACCUGCGUGCAGUGCACCCCCGUGCAGCUGGAGAUCCUGCGCAGAGCCGGGGCCAUGCCCAUCUCCUCCAGGCGCUGCGGGAUGAUCACAAAGCGCGAGGCUGAGAGACUCUGUAAAUCAUUCCUAGGAGCUCACGCGCCUCCUAAACUUCCAGAGAAUUUCGCUUUUGAUGUUUCUCACGAGUGCGCGUGGGGGAGUCGAGGCAACUUCAUCCCGGCGCGCUACAACAGCUCCAGGGCCAAGUGCAUCAAGUGCUCCUUCUGCAACAUGUAUUUCUCUCCAAAUAAAUUUAUAUUUCACUCGCAUCGCACGCCAGAGUCCAAGUACACACAGCCGGACGCCGCUAACUUUAAUUCUUGGAGACGACAUCUUCAACUUUCAGAUAAAGGUAGCCAGCAAGAUGUGAUGCACGCGUGGGAAGACGUGAAGGCCAUGUUCAAUGGGGGCAGUCGCAAGAGGACGCUGCCAGGCUACGGGUCAGAUUCCAGCUCUUCCUCAAAAUCACAUGGACAAUCCCGUCCCCGAGAAUCACCCGACAUACCCGCAAAAAUCAUCAGCCGCGAGGACAAUCUGGUUGGGAUGUCGAGCACGCGCAGCUACCCAAUCAUCCCUGUGCCCAGUAAAGGCUUCGGGAUGCUGCCAAAGAUCCCUCCGCCGCUCUUCCCUCACCCGUACGGGUUUCAAGCUUUUGGCCUGUGUCAGAAGAAAGACGACAUCCUGAUGGGAGACCAGAGCAAAGCGGGCCUGCCGGGUGUCCUGUGGCCGGGUACAAAGGACAGCGCCUACCCCUCCUUCCCCAUAUUCUGGCCGGCGACCGGCGCGCUGCCCAUGCCCCCGUACCCCCAGACUCAGCACAAACCCCCGCCAGAGCUGCUGUGUCCCCCCAGGCAGACUGACAUGGAGCUCUCCGAGCACAGCGACCGGAGCACCAAUACCUCAAAAGACAGCAUGGUAGAAAACGACCGGUGCUCCAGCACUCAGUCCACGCGUAAUGAGGACGAUAAGUCCGGGGACGAGGCGAGGCCUCUGGAGGGGAUGACCCUUGCCUCCCGGAAAAUCAGCUACGUGUCCGCCUUCAGGCCCGUCAUUAAAGACGCGGACUGCAUCGCCAAGCUGUACGGCAACAGGGGCGCUUUCAACGGGGGUCGCACUGGCUAUUUAUCGCCCGAUUUUUUAAGUGAGAGCUCAAGCUACCGGUCCAUGUCCCCCUGCGUGGACAGUGAGGGCGAGCCGGACGUGGAUGUAGAGACUAAUAAAACACCAGAGGAAGAGGAAAAGGAGGAGGAGGACUCCCGGCCUCUGUCCUCGGUGUGUCCUCGGACUCCCCCUCGGGCUCACAGUGUCUCCCCAUCCGACUCAGACUCCAGGAGCCUGCAGGAGGCGGUGAACUCCCAGAAAGUGAGCCUGCAUGUGGCCCAGUCCUCUGACAGAGAGCUGCAGAACAAGCAGCUGUCAGAGACCCACAUAGCUGCGUCUUUUAAUGAAGUGUACACACCGGAGAGGGCUGAGCUGCAACAAAGGAGCAGUCCGUAUCAGCUCAGACCUGCGAAUUACAAGAUUGGAGUACUUACAUCAAAUGAUGAGAGUGCAAGUAAAGAGGAGCCGUCUUCCACAGUGGAGGAGGUCGAAACGAAAUCUUGUGAUGAACAAAGCAGCGAGGAGAACCAGCGGGAGCCGGAUGAGGGCGAGGCUGCGCCAGCCAGAGCUCCUCCAGCACAAAGAGCCAUAGAAAGUCUGGCAAAAGAAGAACUACAGAAGCAGCUGUUAGAGCAAGUUGAACUGAGGAAAAAGCUGGAACGUGAAUUUCAAAACUUGAAAGAUAAUUUUCAGGAUCAAAUGAAAAGGGAACUGUCGUACAGGGAGGAGAUGGUUCAGCAGCUGCACAUCGUCAGAGAAGCUCACGACGCUUUACACCAUUUCUCGUGUAAGAUGUUGACUCCUCGCCACUGCAGCGGAUCCUGCUCCUUCAAAUCUCCUCUCCUCCCACCCUGAACCAGAUGACAUUUUAUGAAAGAAAAGGGACACAAAGGACACAUCUUCUGUCAAACCAUGAAAAACCUCUGAGGGAUCCAGUCUAAAGAAGACUAACUUGUAAUUACUUGUAAUAUAUUGAAUUGAAAUGCGUAUACACCCUCAGUAUUUAUGUCCAUCUUGCAUAUAUAAUUUGUUUUUCUGAAAUGAUACCAUUGAUGAUAUUUAUUAUUUGUGGCAAAGUGCAAUGACAAUGUGUGUAAUAGGUUGUUAUUUCCUCUUUUUUUGUCAAUAAUGGAGGCUUUUAAUAGCCAAUUCAUUGCUCUUUAUCCUCUCAGUAUUGUGCAUAGCCUAAUACAUUUUCUAUGUUCUUCUUUGCAGGCCAAUAGCUUCAUUUGGAUGUUAUGCACUUUAAACAAAUUAUGGUAAUUUCUAUAAAAAAUAUUGUGCAUUGAAAUCGGCCUGCAAUAUAAUUAUUUGAAG